Owenia fusiformis is the source of this 360-nucleotide messenger RNA. Lineage: Eukaryota; Metazoa; Annelida; Polychaeta; Sabellida; Oweniidae. The record is from the annotation of a GenBank genome assembly.
AUUGUUCGAUGUGACCAUCCUUUUAUUUUCUUCAUCCGUGACCUAAAGACAGAUGCCAUAUUGUUUUGGGGUAAAUAUGUGAUGCCAGAAGCUUCAGAUGAAUCUUAUAAUACAACUGACUGUGGUGAAAAAACAGACUGUGGCAAAACAACUGAGAAGCCAACAGUGACAACUGACAAAAAAUGUAAGGGCAAGAAGUGUGGGUCACAAGAAACAACCAUGUUGCCGAUGGAGACGAAUGUGAUGCCAAAAGGCUCCAAUAAAAAUAAAACUGUUACAGGCUGCACGGAGACAUGUGAAAAUAAAAAAGAACAAUGCAAGCAGGAUUGCCAAGGCAUGAAAGGAAAUAAAUUGAAACUC